Cladocopium goreaui is the source of this 1752-nucleotide messenger RNA. Lineage: Eukaryota; Dinophyceae; Suessiales; Symbiodiniaceae. The record is from the annotation of a GenBank genome assembly.
AUGGACGAUGCCUUUGGCGCUGCAAAUCUGAGGCGCCAAAGAUUGCCGCGCCCAGCUCGACACGGUGACUUGAGUCCCGCAGAGACCAUGGAGACGGUGCCGGGCCCGGGUCCGGAAGCGGCUUCGGAGGCGGCUUCAGAACCUCGCAGCCGAGCGGGGCAAGCGGGCCAAGAGGGCCAAGCGGGCGAGGGCCAAACCGUUGCCAUGGAGGAAGUCCGAUCGCCUGCAGCUCCGGCGUCAGAAAGCCCUGCAGAUCCCAGAACACGAUCUCCGUUCGCGGUGUGCCAGGUACUGACUCCACCACAGGAGACCUUGAGGCAAGUGAAGUUGCUGUGGCGCCCUAAGACAGGCUCGCCCCAGUGGGCUCUGAAGCUCUACAGCCCAGUGCCCUGCGGAAGUUGUUGCGACAACCGGGGCAGCUGGGCAGAACAUGUGGCAGCUGCUGCAGCCGCGAUCGUUUUCACCUUGCUGACCAACCACGUGCAAAGACAUCCGAUAAUUUUGUGUGAAGCUGACAGCGACCACGGCAACGCCUUCUCAGCGGCGUUCCCAUCGACGUGGACGAGCCAACGCAAGGUUCUUCCCAAGUGGAAACUGCUACAGUUGGUGAGCAAGAUCCAAGGUCACCACUCCAAGGAUACAGCCUUCAUCCAUCGCAUCCACAGAGAGAUCAUGACAGACGCAGACGGUCCCUGGCGAUGCCAAACAUGCAAAAAGAUUUGCAGUGCAACGCAUCAAUUCUGCGGCGUGUGUGGGAUUUCAUGGCAUCUUUGUGCCGACCCAUCCUACCAGCCACCGCAGAGGCAGACCAAAGCGCAACGCUCAGUCCAAUGGAACUAUGCAAAUCCAUGGACCGACCAAGACUGGGAGGAUCCUCAAUGGGAUCCACAGCAAUCCGAUCACUCUCAAUGGACAGCGUCCCCAAGAAGGCGUACCUCGUCGAGAAGACGGCCAUCAAAGAAAGCGACCAAAAAAGUUGCAGAGACACCCAAAGGAGCAAAGGGCAAAGGCAAGAAUGCAAGCGUAGACCAAGACAGAAUGGGUCCGCCCCCAUUGCCUACCAACCCGGUGGAUCCGCCAUGGCUGCAAUCGAUGAGUUCCAUUGCCGCGACUAUGCCACCUCCGAUACAGCAAAAUGCGGAGGACAAACAGUUGAAGAGCCUCAUGGCAGUUUUGAAAAAGCACAGCGACACGCUGCCACCGGAAGUUCAGAACAUGGUGAACGAAGCUGCAAUCAAAGAAGGACAGCAACAGACCAAGCAACUCCACGCUGUGGUAGCAGCCCAUGGGAGAGCUCGCAAAGAGCUGCAACAAGCUCAAUUGGCACGCUUCCAGCUUCACAACGCUUGGAGGGGAUUUCUCAGCCAAGCUGUCACUCAGUGGCAGGGCUACAGUGCACAAUUCCUGGAACAAGAAAAACAGAUGAACGAGCGUGUCAAUACAGCAAUGGAAGCUUUGAACCAAGCAAAAGAAAGUCUGGCCAAAGCCAAGUCCACAGCUGGAGUCGAAGCCAAAGAAGACACCAUGGCCAUCAGCGACGAAGAGCCGGACAAGGAGAUCGCAGGCUCAACAGCCGAUCGUAUCCAAGAAGGCCUCACCAAUUUGCAGUCCAGCCUCGAGGCGCUACAGUCCUCAGCCGAGCAGAUGGUAGAGGACGAACAAAAGGCCCUCAAGAGACCACGCCUAGACACGGGUCAACUGGACUCAGCAAAGCCGUCCGAGUUGCCUGGUGCUGCAUCGGGUUUUGGUUAG